UCCUGCCGAGAGAUCCCAAACCAACAGUCUUUCUCUCUUCCCCCGACGGAACCAGGUGAGAAAGGACAAGAUGUGGGCGCAAGACGCCCCCGGUGGCUCCCAAACUCUUCUCUUUUCAGUCCUCCUUCCCAUCCCGGCGGGGGGCCCCGGUCGGCGAGGGCCGCCUCUCUGAGGGGGGCAGACACUGGGCGGCCCAGGAGCGGGGAGAGAGUCUCAGGGGGCAGCGCGCGGGCUGUGGGCAGGGGAGAGCCCGCCACUUGGGGGCAGGAAGGAAAGAGUUAAAGAUCCGGGAUUGGCUCUGCUGUCACCGUUUCUGGGAGGGGAAGCGGCCGGGAGGGAGGGUUCGGAGCUUGGCUCGGGUCCUCCCCAGUUCCCCCCGGGCCGCCGGAGACUUGGGCCGGCCGGACGCCGCUUCUGGCUCACUCGCUGGGGCAGCGCUCCCGCACUCGCGACGCUCACUCCCCUUUCCCUCCCUCGCGCCCUCUCCCACCUUCUCCCCGGAGCGCGAGCGAGCGCUCUCUCCUUCUCCCUCCUAACACACGCACACGCACACGUUCUCGCUCACUCGGGUCCCCUGGGCUGCCGCGCUCCCCUCCCCGCGCCCACCUGCUCCGCAGAGCCCUCGGCGCACCCCGCCCGCGCGCGCCCAGCCGGGGUCCGCCCGCCCUCCCUCCCGCUGGCCGCUGGCGCUCCGGGCCGUGACCGUCGCAGCUGGAGUGGACAGCGGGUUCCCGGGUGGGCGCCCCCGCCCCGCUCCGCCCCCCUCCCACCGGGGCGCGCCCUGAGCCCGAGCGCACGGCGGAGGCCAUGGUGGGAGCGCCUGCCUGCCCCGGCGCCCGCUGAGGCCAUGCCGCACCCCGGGGAGCCCACCGGCGCCCGCCGGCGCCUGCCGCUGCUUCUGCCGCCGCUGCUGUUACUGCUCCCGGGCAGCCACGCGGGCAACCUGACGGUGGCCGUGCUGCUGCCGCUGGUCAACACUUCGUAUCCGUGGUCGUGGGCGCGCGUGGGCCCGGCCGUGGAACUGGCCCUGGCCGGGGUGAAGGCUCGGCCCGACUUGCUGCCGGGCUGGACGGUCCGCACGGUGCUGGGCAGCAGCGAGGACGCGCGGGGCGUCUGCUCCGACACCGCCGCGCCGCUCACCGCCGUGGAUCUCAAGUUUGAGCACCAGCCGGCGGUGUUCCUGGGCCCCGGCUGCGUGUACGCCGCCGCCCCGGUCGGGCGCUUCACCGCGCACUGGCGGGUGCCGCUGCUGACGGCCGGCGCCCCGGCGCAGGGCUUCGGGGCCAAGGACGAGUACGCGCUCACCACCCGCGCCGGGCCCACCUACGCCAAGCUGGGCGACUGCGUGGCGACGCUGCACCGACGGCUGGGCUGGGAGCACCGGGCGCUCGUGCUCUACGGCUACCGGCCGGGCGACGACCAGCCCUGCUUCUUCGUCGUGGAGGGGCUGUUCUUGCGCCUCCGCAGCCACCUCAACAUCACGGUGGAACACAUGGAGUUCGCCGAGAGCGACCUCGACCACUACGCCAAGCUGCUGCAGACCGUGCAGCGCAAGGGCCGAGUUAUCUACGUCUGCAGCUCCCCAGAUGCCUUCAGAACCCUGAUGCUCAUGGCGGUGGAAGCCGGCCUGAGGGGGGGCGACUACGUUUUCUUCCACCUGGACCUCUUCGGGCAAAGCCUGCGAGGUGCACAUGGCCGUGACCCCCACAGGCCUUGGGAGAGAGGGGAUGGGCAGGAUGUCAGAGCCCACCAGGCCUUUCAGGCUGCCAAAAUCAUUACGUAUAAAGAGCCAGACAAUCCUGAGUACGUGCACUUCCUGCAGCAGCUAAAGCAUGUGGCCCGGGAGCAGUUUAACUUCACCGUGGAGGACGGCCUGGAGAACAUCAUCCCAGCAUCCUUCCACGACGGGCUCCUGCUCUAUAUCCACGCAGUGACGGAGACUCUGGCACAUGGGGGAACGGUCACCGAUGGGGACGGAAUCACACAGCGGAUGUGGAACCGGAGCUUCCAAGGUGUGACAGGAUACCUGAAAAUAGACAGCAAUGGAGACCGGGAGACCGACUUCUCCCUCUGGGAUAUGGACCCGGGGACUGCCACCUUCAGGGUCGUUCUGAACUACAAUGGGGCUUCUCAAGAGCUGGAGGCUGUGUCAGGGCGGACACUGAACUGGCCCCUGGGGUACCCGCCUCCUGACAUCCCCAAAUGCGGCUUUGACAACGAGCAUCCAGACUGCAACCAAGCCCACUUUUCCGUCCUCGAGGCCCUGGCUUUGGUGGGCAGCGUCUCCCUGCUCAGCGUCCUCACUGUCUCCAUCUUCAUCUACAGGAAGAUGCAGCUGGAGAAGGAACUGGCCUCGGAGCUGUGGCGGGUGCGUUGGGAGGACUUGCAGCCUACCAGCCUGGAGAGACACCUGCGGAGUGCGGGCAGCCGGCUGACCUUGAGUGGGAGAGGCUCCAAUUAUGGCUCCCUGCUCACCACGGAGGGCCAGUUCCAGGUCUUCGCCAAGACAGCGUAUUAUAAGGGCAACCUCGUGGCUGUGAAACGUGUGAACCGUAAACGCAUUGAGCUGACAAGAAAAGUCCUCUUUGAACUGAAGCAUAUGCGGGAUGUGCAGAAUGAACACCUGACCAGGUUUGUGGGUGCCUGCACCGAUCCCCCCAACAUCUGUAUCCUCACAGAGUACUGUCCCCGUGGGAGCCUGCAGCAGGACAUUCUGGAGAAUGAAAGCAUCACUCUGGACUGGAUGUUCCGGUAUUCCCUAACCAAUGACAUCGUCAAGGGUAUGCUGUUUCUACACAACGGGGCCAUUUGCUCCCAUGGGAACCUCAAGUCAUCCAACUGCGUGGUAGAUGGGCGCUUCGUACUCAAGAUCACCGACUACGGGCUGGAGAGCUUCAGGAACCCUGAGCCAGAGCAAGGACACACCCUCUAUGCCAAAAAGCUGUGGACAGCCCCUGAGCUCCUUCGGAUGGCCUCGCCCCCUGCCCGGGGCUCCCAGGCUGGUGACGUGUACAGCUUUGGGAUCAUCCUUCAGGAGAUUGCCCUGAGGUGUGGCGUCUUCCACGUGGAAGGUUUGGACCUCAGCCCCAAAGAGAUCAUCGAGCGCGUGACUCGGGGUGAGCAGCCCCCCUUCCGGCCCUCCAUGGCCUUGCAGAGCCACCUGGAGGACCUGGGCCACCUGAUGCAGUGGUGCUGGGCUGAGGACCCGCAGGAGCGGCCGCCCUUCCAGCAGAUCCGCCUGGUGCUGCGCAAGUUUAACAGGGAGAACAGCAGCAACAUCCUGGACAACCUGCUGUCGCGCAUGGAGCAGUACGCCAACAACCUGGAAGAGCUGGUGGAGGAGCGCACCCAGGCUUACCUGGAGGAGAAGCGCAAGGCCGAGGCCCUGCUCUACCAGAUUCUGCCUCACUCAGUGGCUGAGCAGCUGAAGCGCGGGGAGACGGUCCAGGCCGAAGCCUUUGACAGUGUUACUAUCUACUUCAGUGACAUUGUGGGCUUCACAGCCCUGUCGGCGGAGAGCACGCCCAUGCAGGUGGUGACCCUACUCAAUGACCUGUACACUUGCUUUGACGCUGUUAUAGACAAUUUCGACGUGUACAAGGUGGAGACGAUCGGCGACGCCUACAUGGUGGUGUCGGGGCUCCCCGUGCGGAACGGGCGGCUGCACGCCCGCGAGGUGGCCCGCAUGGCCCUGGCGCUGCUGGACGCGGUGCGCUCGUUCCGCAUCCGCCACCGGCCGCAGGAGCAGCUGCGCCUGCGCGUUGGCAUCCACACAGGACCUGUGUGUGCCGGUGUGGUAGGGCUGAAGAUGCCCCGUUACUGUCUCUUUGGGGACACAGUCAACACCGCCUCGAGAAUGGAGUCUAAUGGGGAAGCCCUGAAGAUCCACUUGUCUUCUGAGACCAAGGCCGUCCUGGAAGAGUUUGGUGAAUUCGAGCUGGAGCUUCGAGGGGAUGUAGAAAUGAAGGGCAAAGGCAGAGUUCGCACCUACUGGCUCCUGGGGGAGCGGGACAACAGCACCUGAAGCUGACCGCGUCCCCUCCUGGCCUCCCGCACCUCUCUUCCCUGUGCCAGAGGUGCCAGAGAGGUGCCAGGCCUCCGCCUCACCCCCAGCAGCCCCCCAUUGCCAAAGAUUCGGGGAAGUGGUUUGAGCAGGUCAGGUGGGCUGACCUCAGUGGACACACCACCUGUUACCUCUGAAAGAGGCCUGGGGUGGGGGAGACGAGGCACGCAGGACUGGGGCACACGUGUAGGCCCACGAACCCGCUGUCUGCCCUGACUCGGCCCGACUGGGGUGUGGAGGCCUGGAUCCUCUUGCCGCUCCCUGGACCCUCCUCCCUCAGCCCUGCUAUACUGUGACUUUAUGGGGAGGGGGACCAACCACCUUAGGGGGAAUAGGAAAGGGGAGUAGAGGUGAAUCUGGGGGGGAGGGAGUCCACAUCUGGCUUGGCCCCCAUGGGCACAACACCCCCCUAUGUCCCCCCACCCAACACUGGAUACAGUGCUCAUGGGAGAGGGUGCCCUGGAGGGGCCGCAGGCCUGUAUGCCUUGCAUCUCCUGUGAACGGAGAUCAUUAAAAUCUUUAUUCCAGUGACAGUGUCUCUUCUGGAGGGAGAGAGGGUUGCCAGGAGAUACAGCCAUGGUGUCCACCCUCUACGUCAGAUAAGACGGUUUCUCAAGCUGAGAAAGCGGUACCUGAAAAGGCUGCAAUUCCCAUUCAACCCCAGGACCCAGUGCCACAGCCUAGGAGUCACCCCAGCAGCGCCGGCACUUUUGGGCUAAGGACCCAUUUCCACCCUUAAGAGCUAACUGAGGGCCCCAAAGAGCUUUUGUUUAUGGGUUGUAUCUAUCGACACAGACCACAUUACAAAUUAAAACAAGCCCGAUUAACUCAUUUAAAGUAACUAUUGAUAUAAUAAACCU
Messenger RNA from Rhinolophus ferrumequinum (greater horseshoe bat), 4923 nucleotides. It is a transcript of the gene NPR1, whose product is annotated as natriuretic peptide receptor 1. The transcript is spliced from 22 exons. Gene Ontology annotation, cellular component: membrane. Bases 848 to 4024 code for a protein of 1058 amino acids. The record is from RefSeq and is a predicted model, not a curated record. Lineage: Eukaryota; Metazoa; Chordata; Mammalia; Chiroptera; Rhinolophidae. Gene Ontology annotation, biological process: cGMP biosynthetic process; intracellular signal transduction; protein phosphorylation. Gene Ontology annotation, molecular function: guanylate cyclase activity; protein kinase activity; peptide receptor activity.